GGCCGAUUACUGGAAAUCUCAGCCAAAAAAGUUCUGCGAUUACUGCAAGUGCUGGAUAGCAGACAACAGACCUAGCAUUGAGUUUCACGAAAGAGGAAAGAAUCAUAAAGAAAAUGUGGCAAAAAGAAUUAGUGAGAUUAAAAAGAAAAGCUUGGAAAAAGCAAAAGAAGAAGAAGACAUGUCAAAAGAAUUUGCAGCAAUGGAGGAGGCUGCAAUGAAAGCAUAUCAAGAAGAUUUGAAAAGGCUUGGAAUUAAGCCAGAUGAUGUAGGUCCUAGUUCGACGCAGAGUAAAACACAGAGUAACACAGUGGAAACUAAAGGAAAGAAAGAGAAGAAAGAGAAGAAGGAAAAGAAGGAAAAGAAAGAAAAGAAAAAAAAGACACCUCAGGACACCUCAAUGCCACCAAAAACUGAAACGAAGGAGUGGGUGCAAGGAUUUUCUCCCGAAGGCUAUACAUAUUACUACAACACAAGAACAGGAGAAUCACAGUGGGAGAAACCUAAAGGAUUCAAAGGCAACUCUCAAAACUCACAAACGGCAGCAGAGUGGGUAGAAGGUGUCACUGAAGAUGGUCAUACCUAUUACUAUAACACACAAACAGGAGUGUCCACAUGGGAGAAACCAGAUGGUUUUGUUUCAUCUUCAAAUGAGAAGAGUCAACGUGACAAGCAUUCUGAAGAGCUUGCAGAAACAGAUUCCAAAGCAUCUGAAUCGGACUCAGAAGACAGUGAAAAUGAAGCACAGAGUUCAGAAACAAAUUUCAAGAGGAAAGGAGAUAAUGGUGAAGAAUCAGAGGAAGGGAAAAAAUCUUCCAAAGCUAAAAAGUUAAGUCCUUAUGGGAAGUGGCGAGAAGUUAAGCCAGAAGAAACUGUUGAUAAAGAGAGUACAUCAGCUUCCCAAGAAACCUCUAGUGAUGCAACUAACAAGACAAACCCUUAUGGAAAAUGGAAAGCAAUUAAAGAAGAAGAAGAAGAAGAAGAACCAUGUGAAAAAGUAGACCUGGAGCUUCCUAGUACAGAGAGUGACAGUCUACCAGCUCCAGUGCUAGAGGUUCCAGAAGAUGCAACAGUGAUAUUUAAAGAGAAGACAGUCACCUCCCUUGGAGACCUGACGGAAGGGGUGCCAACAUUUAAAAAGAGGAAAUUUGAAAAUGGAAAAUCUAGAAACUUAAGACAAAGACUAAGCGAUCAGUAA
Messenger RNA from Cariama cristata (Red-legged seriema), 1195 nucleotides. RefSeq names its product WW domain binding protein 4 (gene WBP4). The transcript has 9 exons. Lineage: Eukaryota; Metazoa; Chordata; Aves; Cariamiformes; Cariamidae. The record is from RefSeq and is a predicted model, not a curated record. Gene Ontology annotation, cellular component: precatalytic spliceosome; nucleus. Gene Ontology annotation, molecular function: zinc ion binding; RNA binding; protein binding. Gene Ontology annotation, biological process: mRNA splicing, via spliceosome. The annotation marks the transcript as partial.